Messenger RNA from Cuscuta epithymum, 1057 nucleotides. Lineage: Eukaryota; Viridiplantae; Streptophyta; Magnoliopsida; Solanales; Convolvulaceae. The record is from the annotation of a GenBank genome assembly.
UUAAUCAUUCCUUUUGCUUCAGCUCAAUUCUCACGUAAAUCAUCAUGGUAUCAGAGUCUCGGUAAUUAACCAUGCCGAACGAAGAAGGUUUUGUGUCCGGCGAUAGUGCCGGACAAGGUGAAUCAAAUACAUAUGGAGAAAAUCGUUGCAAACCCAUGGCAAAAGUACAUGCUCCUGCGGUUGAAAACUCAAAAAUAUCACAGCCAAUUAAUCAUGUUGGGGACGGAAGUCUUAGAUAGUCCACACCUUUGCCAGGUUUUUCCGCCGAACAAUGGAAAUCUUUGAUUUCAACAUUUGGCAACCUUUCAUCCUCCUCUAAUGAUCGAAUGGAUGGUAAGUUUGAUACGGAUGCUUGGAUAAUUGAUACUGGAGCCACUAAUCAUAUCUGUGGAAAUUUGACUCUAUUAUGUCAGAUUAAAAAUAUUGAAUCAUGUACGGUUGGUCUGCCAGAUGGGCAGACGGUUAUGGCCAACAAAGCAGGACGUGUGAUUAUAUCAGACAAUUUAAUUUCAGAACAUGUUCUUUUUGUUCCAAAUUUAAAUUGCAAUCUUAUAUCUGUUCUUUUUGUUCAAUUCACUCAUAACGUAUGUGUUAUUCAGGACCGUCUCUCGAGAAAACUGAUUGGAACGGGUGAGGGGCGAAAUGGACUGUAUUAUCUACGGGAGGAUUUUACUGCUCGAGUUUUGACUGUUAGAGGAGGAGGUUCACAUAAUAAGAUUGUGGAAUUGUGGCACCAGCGACUAGGACAUCCAUGUUCAAAGGUGAUGGAAAAAUUAGAUCCUGUGAGUGGAAUAAAGAAUUCUGAGAUUUUACCUUGUGAUGUUUGUUUUAGAGCUAAAGAAACUAGCUAGGGAUCCUUUUCCGAUUAGCUCUAGUACAACUCAUGAUGUUUUUGAAUUAAUACAUUGUGAUUUGUGGGGACCUUAUCAUACUCCUUCAUGUGGUGCUAAACAAUUUUUAACUAUAGUGGAUGAUUAUUCUCGAGCGGUAUGGGUUUAUCUUCUUUUGGAUAAAAGAGAAGUGUUUAAAAUGUUCUUGUCUAUCGUAGCUAUGGUUG